AAUGUUUACGGAUUUGUAGCAUUUGCGUGCAGCAUGCUAUCCAGGAUAUGUAAACGUGACGAGCAUCGAAGUGUCUUCGAGGGAAAUUCCUAAAGAACGAUGACGCACUUAUCCUCUGCUAGCAGUGGACCAUCUCAAACCAAUCGUGCUGCUUCUAUUACAUCGCAUGGCUCCUCGCAUGCUUGUAAGCAGUAAUAGCGAAAUAAUAAUUAUUCAUUGUCUGACUGUGUAUUUGCUAUAAUGCCGAGGAUGCUGCCUUCGCGGAUCGCUCGCGGCGUCCGGAUGUGCCGCCGCCGCGUCCCUUUCACUGCCGGGGGUAUCCUUAUAUAUAUGAGCUUCCAAUCAAAUGCUCUUGCCAAUGGAUCGCUAAUCGGCAUCGCGGUAUACAGGAGAUAACCGGUAAAAUAACAUCCGUGAGCCGGUUUUUGUUAAGAUGACCGAAAUGUGGAUCAGUAGCUUAAAGUAUUCCCUUGCAGUGAUUCUUAUUACGUGCUCGCUCUUCGUCGGCUCAGAUACACAUGCAACACAGAAUGGACUCAAUACUGGCGCCUUCAGCAGUGCGUCAGCUAAUGCAUUCAAUGGAGCCGGUGCAUCGGCUAAUGCGAAUGCUGGAGCCGGUCUGCCCGCAUUAAAUAAUCCCCAUGGGUUUACUGGUGCAUUCGGAGAAACAGGAUUUCUUCCUGGAGAUGGACGUAAAGAAAUUCGUAAUUAUAACAACCGCGGCUCUCCUUACGACAACAAUGCUAAUCGCGGUACAAAAUCGUACGACACGCCUUCGGGCGACGUCGGCGGCCUUAAUGACAGAAGAGGAGGCGGUGGACGUAUCUAUUAUAAGAACGGUGAACGCUUUAGAUGCAAAUGGGAGAAUGACGAUUACUGGGAAAAGGUUGAGACAGAAGGAGACGGAAACGAGUGCGAGACCGGCGAAGACGGCGACGACGGCCAGUACAGGCCUGAGAAAUAUGAUGACUCGAGUGACGACAUACGUGAAUUAAAAAAAUAUCGACUGCAGUCACCCUUGAUAGAAUUGGAGCCGCCCCUGAUAGAAUUGCAGCCACCUUUAAUAAAAUUGCAGCCACCCUUGAUAGAAUUGCAGCCACCCUUAAUACAUAAGACCGUAAGCACAUAUUCUGACAGCGAGACUCAAAAAUUUGGCAGUCCUGAGAGUGAUUUCCUAACGAACAGUAGAUAUGCAGGAAAAACCGAUAAUUUCGGAAUUACGCCAAAAUAUGAACCUGGUAGCGGAACUGCAAGUGUCUUUGGAACAAUACCGAGCUCUCAAUCAUCCUGGAAUAAAGAAAUAGCAUCGAGUAGUUUUAGUUCUUCGUCGAAAUCCGCCUUGGAUGGUGGACUCGAUAUAUCCGCAAGUUUUGGCACUACGUCAAAACCCAUAACGAACUGGAAUACCGGAUCUGGUGUAGCAGCUAAUGCGGUAGCUAAUACAGCAGCUAAUGCAGCAGCUAAUGCAGCAGUUAAUGCAGCAGCUAAUGCAGCAGCUAUUGCAGCAGCUAAAGCAGCAGCUAAUGCAGUAGCUAGUGCAGCAGCUAGCGCAGCAACUAAAGCAACAGCUAGUGCAGCGGCUAAUGCAGCGGCUAAUGCAGCGGCUAAUGCAGUAGCUAGUGCAGCAGCUAGUGCGGCAGCUAAUGCAGCAGCUAGUGCAGCAGCUAAUACAGCAGCUAAUGCAGCAGCUAAUACAGCAGCUAAUGCAGCAGCUAAUGCAGCAGCUAUUGCAGCAGCUAAAGCAGCGGCUAGUUCAGCAGCUAGUUCAUUUUCUUCUACGCGGAAAUCCGACACAGUUUGGAAUAAAAACGAUGGUAUACCUGUUGCGGGCUUCAGCACAACAGCGAAACCAGCACAAGAAUGGAAUGUUGUUAUAUAUGACGGUGAUUCCGGAAGAAUUCCACCCCCGCACAAACCUGGGACUCCUUGGAAUCUCGGGCAUGCAACGACACCGAAACCUGGAGUAAAUUGGAACACCGGAUUCGGCAGCAAUCCUGGACCAAAUUGGAGUUCGGAUUAUGGAACGCCUGCUGCUGGAAAGCAAAUUCCUGGCAAGGCAGGUGUAACAUCUAUCCAAAUUGGUUUAACGAAAAGUAAACCUUUAAACAGCGGCGUAUCAAUUGCGGCACCACACGCAGAAAGUGUCAUUGCACCUUUAGGCAGUUACGGAUCUCAAUUUGGAGCUCAAAAUGCUAAUACUUAUGCUGGAGUUUAUGCUGGAGCAAGUGGAACAUCCGGUAUUGCAAGCAACUCUCGCGGAAGCGCAUCCGAUAUUACGCCUCAUAGUACGCAGCCUUUGAGUACAUCAAAUAAUUUCGGAACUGGUAAAAGAUUACAUGGAGGAAUUACCGGGCCGAGUUUAUCCAGUACCAAUUCUGCGGGGCAAGAUAGCAUAUUUAAUUCUGGAAAACCACGACAAUCUCUAACUGGGAGCAGCCUGUAUGAGCGUUCGGAAGCUACCAAAUCUAAUAGCAAUGGAAACGGAUUUAUCAACACCAAAUCUUCGUUAACUACAGGUCCUCGUGCUGAACUUUUUACAUCAAACGCUGCAACAACUAAAUCUCCAUUUAGCUAUGCGACCACGCCACGCCUUACGCCUCCUAGCCCUUUCAGCGGGACAAGAUCGAACAACUUGGGCCAAUCCAGUUUUAAUUUCGGAAGCAACGGCGCAGCUGCAAACGCUGCUGCGAACGCUGCAAGCGCUAGCAAAAGCGCUAGCACAGUCACGUUCGGGACAUCUCUUGAUACGCAAAGCACUUCUGGUAUAGCCGGAACUGCACCAAAAUACGGGGAGAGUUCAGUUAAUUCUGGGGUCAAAGGCUCCUUUGGAAGCACCAGAUCCGGUUAUGGAACUGUUCCUCUCAGAACGAAUCCUAAUGUCGGAACUAAUGCUUGGUCCAAGCAAGCUGAAAAUGAAGGCAAGACUACAUUUGCUAGCGGAAAUCCUGGAACCAUAAGUGGCAUUAGUCCCUGGUCUGGAUUAAGUGGAAUUAGAUCUGCAGGACAUUCUGAAAUUGAAAGUAAAACCUUGCCUGGCGCGCAAUUGAGCGGAAGUAGUUCUUCGUUUGGCAAACAAUCUAUAAGUGGAAAUAAUCCUUGGCUUAACAAAGUUGUAAGUGGAAGUAAGAGUACGUUUGGAAGCAGUGAUGCCUCGCCUGCAGCAAGUGGAAGCAGACCCGCGGGACAUUCUGAAAACGAGAGUAAAAUCUUGAUUGGCGCGCAAUCGAUUGGAAAUAAUCCUUGGCUUAACAAGGCUGUAAGUGGAAGUAAGAGUACAUUUGGAAGCAGUGAUACCUCGUCUGCAGCAAGUGGAAUUAGACCUGCGGGACAUUCUGAAAACGAAAGUAGAACCUUGAUUGGCGCACAAUCGACUGGAAGUAAUUCUUUGCUUGGCAAACAGCUUGUAAGCGGAAGUAAUCCUUGGCUUAACAAACUGCCUGCGAGCGGAAGUACGAGCACGUUUGGAAUCGCGAGUGAUACCUCGUCUGCAGCAAGUGGAAUUAGACCUGCGGGACAUUCCGAAAACGAAAGUAAAAUCGUGAUUGGCGCACAAUCGGCUGGAAGUAAUUCUUUGCUUGGCAAACAACUUGUAAGCGGAAAUAAUCCUUGGCUUAACAAACAGCCGGUAAGCGGAAGUACGAGCACGUCUGGAAUCGCGAGCGAUACCUUGCCGGGAACAAGUGGAAUUAAGCCUAAAGAACAAUCUGGAAGCGGAAGCAAAACUUGGUCCAGUACACAAUCUAGUGGAAAUAGGUUCGGCAAAGAGUCCGAAAGUGAGACUGCGUCUGAAGAAGACGAUUAUUCGUGGGACGCGCAGAAUUCAUGUAGUAGAGGAUUAAAAGGCCCUACUAAAACAUAUUAUCCUGCUUCAACUGAAUCUUAUCCUGCAGAUCUUGCGAAAUGGAAUCCUGCAAAUCCAUUUUUAUUUGGAGCAAAAGGCGAUAAUCCAAGCGAUAUUUCACGCCUUUGGAAUAGCGGAACCACAACCACAGCUAAGCCAAUCGGUAAAGGAAAUCCUUUCCUCGAUCGCCUUUAUAUUACUCCUAAGCCUGGAUAUGGCGGCAGUGGAGGAAGGAAACCUGAAGGAAGCAAUCCCUUUAUUGAAUCCGGAAGUGAACAACUUGCUGGUUCUUCUGCAUCAGCAAGCAGUAGCAGUUAUGCGAAUGUAAAGAGUGAUUCCAACUCUGAAGGAGCUUCAUCGCAGAAUAGAAAUAAGGAUGGACUUUACUCUACGAGAGGAAAUACUCCCGUGGGAGGGAUCGGUGGAAGUGGUUUAGGUGGUUCAUCAGCCGGUGGACAAUCCGCUGGUUCUUCUGCAUCAGCAACAGCGAGCAGCAGCAGUUUUGCGAAUAUUCCCGGUGGCAGUCCUGCGGCACCUGGAAUCGGAAUUGUACCCGUUCCUUUCGCUAUCGAUGCAGGUCGUCCCGCAUCAGCAGAAAGUAAUUCGGCGGCUAAUGCUUACGCAAAAUCUCACGCAGAAUCUCACGCUGAAUCUCACGCCGAAUCCUUCGCCCAAGCUUCCAGUUUUUCUAGUUCGAAUUCUUUCUCCACAUCAGGAUCCGACAAUCUCCAAAAUGCAAAAUGGGAUCCCCUAACUGGGGGAGGUGGACUACAAAAUCCAGCUGGAUCUAAUCCCUGGCCUCCCGCUGCUGCCCAGGCCACUGCUUUUGCCAGUGCCGGAAAUGGCUGGGCAAGAAAUUAUCCUAUCGACGUGAAGGGUUAAUUAUUUCAGUCAAAAGAUGAAUAUUAAGCAAGCAGAAGAUAAAUGUGCAGAUAAUGACAUUAUUCUAAAAUAUUCUAAAAUACGUACAUUUUGUUGGCACAUAUUGCUACUUAACAAUUAAAAUACUCAAUUUUGUUUAUGUAAAACUUUAGAUAAAGAUUUUACAUUCAUUAUU
This is a messenger RNA of Linepithema humile (Argentine ant), 4898 nucleotides long. RefSeq lists its product as uncharacterized. Lineage: Eukaryota; Metazoa; Arthropoda; Insecta; Hymenoptera; Formicidae. The record is from RefSeq and is a predicted model, not a curated record.